CAUCUGGUCCUGCUGCAGCCUUCCUCUGGCAGCUUCGGGGCAGUUGAAUAUCAUCUAGCAAGACCGGAUAAUGAUUCUUGCUUCCCACCUAAGUUGAAUAAGCACCUCGUGCACUUUAAUCUCCUGUCGUGCCAUCAGGCUGACUGAAGACAGUGUUUUGAAAUCUCAGCUAUAAAGACAUCCCGCCAAAGUCUCAAUCUUGCCUUAACGAUGUUUCAGAGACUGAAUAAAAUGUUUGUGGGUGAAGUCAAUACUUCUUCCAAUCAAGAACCAGAAUUUAGUGAGAAAGAAGAUGAUGAAUGGAUUCUUGUUGACUUCAUAGACACUUGCACUGGUUUCUCAGCAGCAGAAGAUGAAGAAGAAGACAUCAGUGAAGAGUCACCUACUGAGCACCCUUCAGUCUUUUCCUGUUUACCUGCAUCUCUUGAGUGCUUGGCUGAUACAAGCGAUUCCUGCUUCCUCCAAUUUGAGUCCUGUCCGAUGGAGGAGAGCUGGUUUAUCACCCCUCCCCCAUGUUUUACUGCAGGUGGAUUAACCACUCUCAAGGUGGAAACCAGUCCUAUGGAAAACCUUCUCAUCGAACAUCCCAGCAUGUCUGUCUAUGCUGUGCAUAACUCCUGCCCUGCUGUCAGUGAGGCCAGCUGUGGGGCUGAUGAAUUUCAUAACCCAAGUAGCCCCAGAGUGGAAGCUCAGGAUGAGAUGGGGCAGCACAUUCACUGCUAUGUUGCAGCUCUUGCUGCUCAUACAGCUUUUCUGGAACAACCCAAGAGCUUUCGCCCUUCCCAGUGGAUAAAAGAACAUAGUGAGAGACAGUCUUUAAACAGAAAUAGCCUUCGUCGCCAAAAUCUUACCAGGGACUGCCACUCUAAGCAAGUCAAGCACAGUGGCUGGGCCGUCCAUCAGCCCUGCCCACGUCAGUACAAUUACUAA
Puma concolor (puma) is the source of this 930-nucleotide messenger RNA. Lineage: Eukaryota; Metazoa; Chordata; Mammalia; Carnivora; Felidae. The record is from RefSeq and is a predicted model, not a curated record.